This is a messenger RNA of Galeopterus variegatus (Sunda flying lemur), 2316 nucleotides long. RefSeq names its product ribosomal RNA processing 1B (gene RRP1B). The record is from RefSeq and is a predicted model, not a curated record. The transcript is spliced from 16 exons. Gene Ontology annotation, cellular component: nucleus; preribosome, small subunit precursor; preribosome, large subunit precursor. Lineage: Eukaryota; Metazoa; Chordata; Mammalia; Dermoptera; Cynocephalidae. Gene Ontology annotation, biological process: rRNA processing.
GGGGAUGCUGCGGUGGGCGCGAUGGCCCCCGCCAUGCAGCCGGCCGAGAUCCAGUUUGCCCAGCGGCUUGCAUCCAACGAGAAGGGCAUCCGGGACCGGGCGGUGAAGAAGCUGCGCCAAUACAUCAGCGUGAAGACGCAGAGGGAGACAGGAGGUUUCAGUCAAGAAGAACUUCUAAAAAUAUGGAAAGGGCUCUUCUACUGUAUGUGGGUACAGGAUGAACCCCUUCUACAGGAGGAGCUAGCGAACACUAUUUCCCAACUCAUCCAUGUUGUUAACAACUCAGAGGCUCAACACCUGUUCAUUCAGACCUUCUGGCAAACCAUGAACCGAGAAUGGCAGGGAAUUGACCGGCUGCGCCUGGACAAGUACUACAUGCUGAUCCGUCUGGUCCUAAGGCAGUCCUUUGAAGUCCUGAAGCGAAAUGGCUGGGAAGAAAGCCAGAUCAAACUUUUUCUAGAUGUCUUGAUGAAGGAGAUCCUGUGUCCUGAGAGUCAGUCUCCUAAUGGAGUGAGAUUCCACUUCAUUGAUAUUUACCUGUAUGAACUAUCCAAAGUGGGAGGGAAGGAGCUUUUGGCAGAUCAGAAUCUCAAGUUUAUUGAUCCAUUCUGCAAAAUUGCUGCCAAGACUAAGGACCACAUGCUGGUACAGACAAUAGCCAGGGGUGUCUUUGAAGUCAUUGUAGAUCAGUCUCCUUCUGUACCCGAAGAGGCAGUGGAAGAACAGGAUGUGAAAGUGAGUGGCAGUGACCGCUCUGAAGGAGAGCCGCCUGGAGACGUGGUGACGUGGAGCAGAGCUGUCAGCAGGAAGAAGGCAGCACUUGGCAAAUAUCACUCCAGAAAAGAUGAAAUGAGUGAUGAAGGAGAAAGAGAUGACUGUGGGACCACUGAGGACACUGGACCACUUCUCCAGUUUGACUAUAAGGCUGUGGCUAAUCGACUCCUGGAAAUAACCAACAGGAAAAACAUCCCUCCCUUCAACAGGAAGCGUCUCUCCAAACUAAUCAAAAAGUAAGACGAGCUUUCUGUAUCAGGCAGUAUAUCUCAACUCAGUUUUGCGGAGGAUAUUUCUGCUGAUGAAGAUGACCAGCCCCUCAGUCAAGGGAGGCAUAAGAAAAAAGGGAAUAAGCUUUUAGAGAAAACAAACUUGGAAAAGGAGAAAGGACACAGAGUCUAUCUUGCUGAGGAAGAGGAUAGCGAAGACAGUGUUCAAAAGAGAAAAAGGAAAAAGAGGAAGAAGAGCCACCUCCCACCUCAGAGUGCAGGCCCAGGGGAUGAAGCCCCAUCCCUAGCACAGAACGGAGGCAGGGAGCCUGAGGCUGUGUCCAGCACCGGGGAGGAGAGUGGCUCAGAGCAUCCCCCCACCAUCCCCAUGCACAGCAAAAGGAAGCGACUGAGGAAGAAGAGCAUGAGGGCCAGCAGGGACAUCUUGGAACUGGCAGUAUCACCUCUAGAGGACACAUCUCAAAGUGGCCCGAGCAGUGGCCAUCCACGGGGGCCUGCCACCAAAGGUGCCCCAAUAGGUGGUGCCCACGUCCUGAAAAGGAAGCGGAAACUCAGAGCUUUCCCAAUCAGCAGCAGUGGCCUGACCAUGCUGGCCUGGCCCCUGAAGCAGAAGGGAGCUUCUCCAGCAAGCCCAGCAGAGGGAGGAGAUGGCCAGACCACCCUGCCCUGCAAGAGGCUACAGAAGAAGGCAGAGCCCAGCAGCCUUGACCUCCAUGCCCCAUGCAGUCAGAAAACAGCAAUCUUGAAAAAGAGGAAGAAAAUGAAAGAGAUGUCAAACUUGCUCGAACACAAUGGAGUAUUGGAAUCCCAAGUCAGGCAAAUCCAAGCUCUGGGAAGCAGUGGGACCGUCAGCCCUUUGAGGAAGCAGCAGCAGAGGACAGAGAGCAACUUUGUGAAGUUUGACACCCCCUUCUUACCAAAGCCCCUGUUCUUCAGAAAAGCCAAGCGCAGCGGUGCUGCCUGCUUCUCAGAUCCCUCCAUCCAGCUAAGCAAAACAUCCAGCUCCAAGAAAGUCACUUUUGGAUUGAACAGAAACAUGACUGCAGAAUUCAAGAAGACAGACAAGAGUAUCUUGGUCAGUCCCACAGGCCCCUCCCGAGUGGCCUUCAACCCUGAGCAGCGGCCCCUCCACGGAGUGCUGAAGACCCCCACCAGCUCACCUGCCAGCACACCCCUGCUGACCAAGAAGCCCCUGACCGUUACCCCAAAGAGAAGGCCAACGGCCAUGGAUUUCUUCUGAGUAUAGUAACAGAGUCCCUUUUUAAAGACUGCAUUUGUACAGAAUGUUCUACAAAUUAUAACUUAAAAUGUG